Messenger RNA from Pistacia vera, 1603 nucleotides. Its product is annotated as ESF1 homolog. Gene Ontology annotation, biological process: rRNA processing. Bases 1 to 1326 code for a protein of 441 amino acids. Gene Ontology annotation, cellular component: nucleus. The transcript has 4 exons. NCBI's taxonomy places the organism in Eukaryota, Viridiplantae, Streptophyta, Magnoliopsida, Sapindales, Anacardiaceae. Gene Ontology annotation, molecular function: RNA binding. The record is from RefSeq and is a predicted model, not a curated record.
AUGUCACUUUCUCUCAGGUACUACUAUGCUGUUGUGGAAUGUGAUUCUAGUGCAACAGCAGACUACCUUUACAAAUCUUGUGAUGGAGUUGAGUUUGAAAGAUCAUCAAACAAGCUUGAUUUGAGAUUUAUUCCUGACUCUAUGGAAUUUAAACAUCCGCAUCGGGAUGUUGCAAGAGAGGCUCCUACAAACUAUGGGGGUUUAGAUUUUUAUACCAAAGCCCUGCAACAUAGUAAUGUUCAUCUUUCUUGGGACGACGAUGAACCAGACCGUUCAAAGACCUUGAAUCGAAAAUUUAAUGCUGAUCAGCUAGCUCAGUUGGAAAUAAAGGAGUUUUUGGCUUCUGAAGAGAGUGAAAGUGAUGAUGAAGAUGAUAAUGUCACAGAGGAGCAAUCUGAUGAAAAGAGUAAAAAACGAGAUAUGUACCGUGCUUUACUCCAGUCUGUUGAUGGUUCAGAUGGAGACGGUGAGGAGGAUGGCCAGGAUAUGGAGGUCACUUUCAAUACUGGUUUGGAGGAUAUAAGCAAGCGCAUUUUGGAAAAGAAGGAUAAGAAGUCAGAAACAGUUUGGGAGGCCUAUCUCAGGAAAAGACGUGAGAAAAAGAAGUCCAGGAAAAAUAAAUCAAAGUAUUCAUCAGAUGAGGAGAGUAGUGAUACUGAUCAAGAGGCAGUAGAAGAAGCAGAUGAUUUUUUCGUUGAGGAGCCUUCAGUUAAGAAGAGUAAAAAGGGGUCUCAGAGUAAAGGUGAAAAAGAAGGAAAGCAACAUCAAGAUACAGAUGUAGAAGCAAAUGCAAGCAUGGCAGAGCUUGAGUUAUUAUUGGCUGAUGACAAAGGGAUGGAUAAUGGUUUGAAGGGAUAUAAUUUAAAGCCUAAGAAGGCCAAGGGGAAAAAGAGAAAAGAAGUUCCAAUUGAAGGCAAAAUACCUACUGUUGACUGUGAAGAUCCGCGGUUUUCAGCUUUGUUCACUUCUCCUCUUUAUGCUUUGGAUCCCACUGAUCCACAGUUCAAAAGGAGUGCAGCUUAUGCUCGGCAGGUGGCACAGAGGCAGCAGAAGACCGACCGCAGAGAAUUGGUCGAUAAUGAACCCAGUAAUUUACCAUCUAGUGAACUUGAGGUGUCCAUGCCCAUGAAGGCCGAUGUUUCUUCUUCAAAGAGGGAAAAGCAUGAGUUGUCUUCAUUGGUUAGAUCAGUCAAGAUGAAAUCCAAGCAAGUUCAAUUGCCCUCCAAUGGUAAGAGGCCAAAGAGAGAUAGAUUGUCAUCUAUAGAUGUUGAGGAAAAUGAUGUUUAUAAACCUGUAAAGAAGAAGACCAAAGCCACAAGAAAAUGAAAAGACAAGGAAAUAGAAGGUGUGUUUCCUAUUAUUCUUCACUUGUGGAAAUUGAGAUGCUAAGAGAGUUUUACAUAGACUAUUGGCUUAUUUUAUUGCCAUUUUUGUUGUUAACUUAUUAAACUCAAUUCUGUUGAUACCCUUUUUAAUUCUUUUGAGCGUUUUGAAGUUGCCUAUCUGUAGAAGAAAAAAGAAGAGUAUUCAUGUAGAACCUCAUUCUGCGGUUAUCAUAAACUGAUAAUGUAAGAGUCACAAAAUGAUAGUACAUGUUGCAAAA